AUGGAUAACAACAUGGAAAUUGAUACCGCACGGUCGCCUGAGCCACACCAUCUCUCGCCCACAAGCGACCCGGGCUCUAUACCGACCCUAGAUGGCUGGAUCGAAAGUUUGAUGACGUGCAAGCAACUAGCGGAGGAAGAUGUGCGGCGGCUGUGCGAUCGGGCAAGAGAAGUGUUGCAGGAGGAAUCAAACGUGCAACCAGUGAAAUGCCCUGUGACGGUGUGCGGUGAUAUACAUGGCCAGUUCCAUGACCUAAUGGAGCUCUUCCGUAUCGGCGGUCCUAACCCGGAUACAAACUAUCUCUUCAUGGGCGACUAUGUUGACCGAGGAUACUAUUCCGUCGAGACUGUUACCCUCCUGGUUUGCCUGAAGAUCCGCUACCCCCAGCGUAUCACCAUUCUCCGUGGCAACCACGAAUCCCGCCAAAUCACCCAGGUGUAUGGCUUCUACGACGAGUGCCUCCGCAAAUAUGGCAACGCCAACGUCUGGAAAUAUUUCACCGACCUUUUCGAUUACCUUCCCCUCACUGCUCUCAUUGAAAAUCAGAUCUUCUGCCUGCACGGCGGGCUGAGCCCGUCCAUCGAUACCCUCGACAAUAUUCGCUCUUUGGAUCGCAUUCAAGAAGUCCCGCAUGAAGGACCCAUGUGUGAUCUUCUUUGGAGUGAUCCCGAUGACCGCUGCGGCUGGGGAAUCUCGCCUCGUGGUGCGGGAUACACCUUCGGACAGGACAUUUCGGAAGCAUUCAACCAUAACAACGGCUUGACUCUGGUUGCACGGGCACAUCAACUGGUGAUGGAGGGAUAUAACUGGUCACAGGACCGCAAUGUGGUGACCAUCUUCUCGGCACCCAAUUACUGUUACCGCUGCGGCAACCAGGCCGCCAUUAUGGAGAUUGACGAGCAUUUGAAGUACACAUUUCUACAAUUUGACCCUUGCCCCCGAGCGGGAGAACCCAUGGUAUCGAGGCGUACGCCAGACUAUUUCCUGUGAUAGAUUUCAU
Molecule: messenger RNA, 1000 nt
Organism: Penicillium macrosclerotiorum
Lineage: Eukaryota; Fungi; Ascomycota; Eurotiomycetes; Eurotiales; Aspergillaceae
Product: serine/threonine-protein phosphatase
Exons: 6
Coding region: 1-990 (329 amino acids)
Biological process (GO): mitotic cell cycle; peptidyl-serine dephosphorylation
Cellular component (GO): cytosol
Molecular function (GO): protein serine/threonine phosphatase activity
Source: RefSeq, a predicted model, not a curated record